AGGAUAGCUGAGUGAAGGCUCACUCCUGACUGACGACAGUCCACGUACAAGCUGAAGAACAAGCAUGGCGAAUACAUCAGUCUAUGAUUUCUCUGCGGAGACUCUGGAUGGACAGCAGAUUCCACUCAGCAGCUACAAGGAUAAAGUACUUCUCAUCGUGAAUGUUGCCACUUUCUGAGGGUCAACAAUAGAGGAGUACCACCGAAUGAAUGCACUGAUGGAAAUGUAUGGUGACCUCAACUUCAUUGUGUUAGGAUUCCCCUGCAACCAGUUUGGUCUUCAGUCACCUGAAGAGAAUCAUGAAGCCCUCAAUAUUCUGAAGUAUGUGAGACCAGGUGGUGGGUUUGUGCCAAAGUUUCCUAUCUUUGGAAAGAUAGAGGUGAAUGGGUUAAAUGAAGAGCCUCUUUUCACAUUUCUGAAGGAUUAUCUGCCAUUUGUGAAUCCUGUUAUUGGAGACAUAAAGAAGCUCUACUGGUCUCCAAUCAAAGUCAAUGACAUUAGAUGGAAUUUUGAGAGAUUUCUCAUUACUGCAGAUGGCAUACCCUUCAAAAGGUAUGACCUUCACUGCCCCAUUGAGAAUGUGGAGAAGGACAUUGCAGAACUUCUCUGAUGAACUUUCCUCAGUGUAGUGCUGGUGGCAGAGUGACGAUCCCUUAGUAAAUGCACAUGUGCACCUGAGCAGGAUCUGAUAAGAAGAUGAACAUGCCUCAGAGCUUCAGUGCAUUCACUCUGAGACCAAGUUCCCUUCAGCCACUCAAGCACUUUUCAUGUUGCUUUUAACAGGCUAGUGCCCUCUGCUAAGUACAUGAAUAAAACACUACAAAACAAUA
Messenger RNA from Cololabis saira (Pacific saury), 830 nucleotides. RefSeq names its product glutathione peroxidase 9 (gene gpx9). NCBI's taxonomy places the organism in Eukaryota, Metazoa, Chordata, Actinopteri, Beloniformes, Belonidae. Gene Ontology annotation, biological process: response to oxidative stress. The transcript has 5 exons. The record is from RefSeq and is a predicted model, not a curated record. Gene Ontology annotation, molecular function: glutathione peroxidase activity.